Molecule: messenger RNA, 2526 nt
Organism: Podarcis raffonei (Aeolian wall lizard)
Lineage: Eukaryota; Metazoa; Chordata; Lepidosauria; Squamata; Lacertidae
Gene: LPL
Product: lipoprotein lipase
Exons: 10
Coding region: 180-1649 (489 amino acids)
Biological process (GO): lipid metabolic process
Molecular function (GO): apolipoprotein binding; lipoprotein lipase activity
Source: RefSeq, a predicted model, not a curated record
GUGGGGGGCAAGCGCGAGUAUCUUGCCUUCGUGCCAUUCCGAGGGCGCCCUCCGAAUCCUCCCCGCCUUCGCACGGCACAACUUGAGGGGAAACUUUCCCGCACGGACGCCGCCCGCCACCCGCCACCUUGCGCUCGCGGAGCUUCUACCCGGCCUCUGCUACCCCGGUCUCCGGAGCGAUGGACAGGCGCGCGCUGCUGGCAGCCCUGUGCCUCGUCGCUCUCGCCUCCCAGCCCGGCGCCCCGAGCAGCAGCAGCGGCGCCGCCUCCGCCACCAGCACCACCUCGGUCCCAAGGAGCACUACGGACAAAAAGUGGGACUUCAGCAGCAUUGAGAGCAAAUUUUCUUUAAGGACACCUGGGAAACCUGAUGAAGACACCUGCCUCAUAGUUCCUGGCCAGGAAACCAGUGUAGCGCAGUGCAGCUUCAAUCACACCAGUAAAACCUUUGUGGUUAUACAUGGAUGGACGGUGAUUGGCAUGUACGAGAGCUGGGUCCCCAAGCUGGUAAAGGCUCUGUAUCAAAGGGAACCCCAUUCAAAUGUUAUUGUCGUCGAUUGGCUGUCUCGAUCCAGCUUACAUUAUCCAGAUUCUGCUGCCUACACAAAGGAGGUGGGAGAAGACGUUGCCAAGUUUGUUGACUGGCUGGAGGAGCAAUUCAGUUACUCACUGAACAAAGUCCAUUUGCUGGGAUACAGCCUUGGUGCCCAUGUUGCUGGCAUUGCUGGGAGUCUGACCACUAAUAAGAUUAACAGAAUUACUGGUUUAGAUCCCGCUGGCCCUAACUUUGAAUAUGCUGAGGCAUCCGUACGCCUUUCCCCAGAUGACGCUGUCUUUGUAGACGUCUUGCACACUUUCACAAGAGGGUCCCCAGAUCGCAGCAUUGGAAUACAGAAACCUGUUGGGCAUGUUGAUAUCUACCCUAAUGGAGGUAUCUUCCAACCUGGUUGCAAUGUCGCGCAAGCCCUGCUCCUGAUUGCAGAAGGAGGACUUCAAGACGCAGAUCAGCUGCUGAAAUGCUCCCAUGAACGCUCCAUUCACCUCUUCAUCGAUUCCCUCUUGUACGAGGAGAAACCAAUCAUGGCCUAUCGCUGCAACUCAAAAGAAGCGUUUGACAAAGGGCUCUGCUUGAGCUGCAGAAAGAACCGCUGCAACAACUUGGGCUACAAAGCCAACAGAGUAAGAAGCAAGAGGGGAACCAAGAUGUAUCUGAAGACUCGAAGUCAAAUGCCUUACAAAGUCUAUCAUUACCAAGUCAAGAUCCAUUUUUUCGCAAAGGUGAAUACAACCAAGAAAGACCAGCAAUUCCGUCUCUCUUUCUAUGGCACGAAGGAUGAAAGUGAGAAUAUUGCAAUUUCACUGCCCGAGAUCUCCACAAACAAAACCCAUUCAUUCCUGAUAUACACAGAAGUUGACAUUGGGGACUUGCUCAUUGUCAAAAUCCAGUGGGAGAAGGGCUCAUUUCUCGACUGGGCCGAUUGGUGGGGUACUCCAGAGUUUGGCAUCCAAAAAGUCAGAGUCAAGGCUGGAGAAACCCAGAAAAGGUUGGUGUUCUGCUCUCGCGAUGGAUUCUCUUACCUCAAAAAAGGAGGCGGAGCUGUGGAAUUCGUGAGAUGCCUUGGAAAAAACUCCGUUGAUCACGAUUCAUGAGACCAGGUCAAGUCACGAAAUAAAUAUCAGCGCUUGAGUUCCUCGAAGACUAGCAAGUGGGUGAAGAAGUUCCAUUCAGGGAAAGAGCCAAUAUGUUGGCUGUUCGGGGGCUGAACCCAUUGAAAUAUUUAUCGGUCUUCUGCAAUGCUGUCUACUUUCUUCGUUGCUCUAAGAGACUCUCGCCCAACCCAGGCUCUAGACUGGUUGCACCAGAAUGCGGUUGGGGUUGCCCAGUUGAACGCAUACCCAACUGAAAUGAAUGCAGUGCAAUAGACAACAUUUUCAACGAGAAUUCAAGUCUUCGCUGUAUUCCCAAUCCAGCAAAUGAUAUGCAUGCAGAAGCCUGCUUAAAAUAUGGGGAUGCCCUUAUCUGGGUCAGAGCAUUUUUGCGCACAUUAGCCAACUGUUCUUUUUAAAAAGAAGCCUCUCACAUUGCAUUGAGAGCAAACUACCAUAAUUUUCACACCACCCUGUUACAAAGUUUUUCACUUUUUUAUAAUGUACUGUGUGUAAAAAAAAAACCAAAACUAUUUAUUGAAAGGCUAGAUAUUUCAACUGAUGAGUUUGUAUUUUUAUAGGUUUUUUUUAAUGAUCACUUGGACAUUUUGCUGGACAAUUUCCAUUCAGGUCAUUCAUUCAGUGUUGCAUCCUUUGACUGAAAGGCAGUAAUUUCACUUGAAGGGGGAGGGCAAUACAUAGUUCUCACUUAACAUAUUCCUGUUAUAUACAUUUCUCCUCCAACCCUGAGCAUGACUGAAAGACUGCAGGGUGAAGUCUCUGCAGUUGGUCAGCACUUAUGUACACUUAGGUAUUACUUAUUGAACACUUACUUUUUAAAUAGGAUAAUAAAUUUUCCAGAGAAGAAGCUAGCAUUUUU